Trematosphaeria pertusa is the source of this 846-nucleotide messenger RNA. RefSeq lists its product as uncharacterized. Bases 118 to 576 code for a protein of 152 amino acids. The record is from RefSeq and is a predicted model, not a curated record. The transcript has a single exon. Lineage: Eukaryota; Fungi; Ascomycota; Dothideomycetes; Pleosporales; Trematosphaeriaceae.
AUCCCGGACUUCAAUCGCGACCACCAGCACAAUCUCUGCGCAGAGUGAGCGCAUGCGCCUCGAUUGCAGACGUCGGCGUGUCUGCGCCACCGUACGGGCUAUGGGCACUUGCGCAAUAUGGGAGAAUUCCACUGGGGUCAAGUCGACGGCCAACUCUACACGCGGCGUCGGGCGCGUCGCGCUUCAUACUGUGGUAUUGGAAAAAGAAUCUCGCAAUGGCAUUGCGCAUGGCGGCUUCCUUCAAUAGACUACACAGCUCAACAUUUCGUCUGUGAACGGCUUACCAUCUCGGCUAUCACGAUCUACGACCCCAAAGCGCUCGUGCUUCCUCCGCUUUCGCGCCCACAGCGCAGAGAUGCUCCCUCUCUCCUCGCGAGCCCCUGGUGGCCUUCCCGAUCCCCACCCGGGCCCCCAGCCUUCUUUCUCAGCCCCAAGGGCACGAAUGAGAAGGCGGUAGCUGCGCGCGCGACCCUACCAAGGGGCCCGAAAGACUCGGAUAAGAUCGCGCAGUAUAGCGGACAAUGGCUGCAGCAAGGACACGGGCAAACUUUUGAAUUGCCCAGCGGUAGAAGGUGACCGGAACCGUGUGCCUGAAAAGUCUGUUCUGUCGCCCCUUUUAGAGAAAUGGGCAUAUAUCUGUUCGUGAAAGGCUAGCCAGGUAAGAUGUUUGUAGGUAUCCUAAUCAAGAGAAUUUCCAUUCCCUUUCCUCCCGCUCACCGAGCCUCGUGCCACUGGGAAAAGCACUGCGCGUAGCUGAUUCCAGCUUUUCCGCACUCUCGUGGACACACUGUUUAGGAUGAUUUGUAGUAGUGCGUGGAUUAAGGAGGGUGGGGAGGCGGGGUGGAA